AUGUCUAGCAGAAGGUCAAGGCAACAAUCUGCAUCAACAAGGAUCUCUGAUGACCAAAUCAUCGACCUUGUUUCCAAGUUGCGUCAACUUGUUCCUGAGAUUCGUGAUAGACGCUCUGAUAAGGUAUCAGCAUCUAAGGUCCUACAAGAGACCUGUAACUACAUCAGAAGCUUACACAGAGAAGUGGAUGACUUGAGUGAAAGACUGUCUCAGUUGUUGGCCACAAUUGAUGCUGAUAGUCCUGAAGCUGCUAUAAUUAGGAGCUUAAUUAACUAG
This is a messenger RNA of Sphenostylis stenocarpa, 276 nucleotides long. NCBI's taxonomy places the organism in Eukaryota, Viridiplantae, Streptophyta, Magnoliopsida, Fabales, Fabaceae. The record is from the annotation of a GenBank genome assembly.